AUGUCUUUAGGAAACGAUGGCGAUUUUGCUGGCGAUUUUGCCUGCAGUUGCAAAAUGCUACUAUGUAGUGUAGUUUUCACAUCUUCAAAGUCGCUGCUUCCCCAGUUUGUUCCUGCAGACACCCAGUUUUUUCUCGAUGAGGGCGAUGAGCUUCCUCUUGUUGCAUCGAUGGACAAACUCAAUUUGGCUUCGCUUCGAGAUAAAAUCUCCAGUAAGCUCAGCGGUGCAAAUGUGAGUAGCAAGAGCACCAAAUCCAAAAAAUCAGACUCAAAAAAGGACAAGAAACAAGAAAAAAAUGCCCCUGUAGAUGAGGUGUUGCGUCAAGAAGCCAUAGCUUUGGGAGCCACCGAGGAUGAUUUGGCGUUGAUAGGCGACGUGGACGACGCCGAUGUCAGCGAGCAAGAGUUUGAAGCCGAGGGAAACGUCGACUUGAAAUUUUCCACCGAUCUCAAUAGCUACAUGAAAGAAAUAGGACUCGAUGCUCCUGCUUUAGUUGCCGAUGCUGAGUCAGAGCUGGAGGAGGAAGCGAAAGGGGAAGUUGAAACGGUAAAGGAAUCUAAGAAGGAUACGGAAUCCAAAGACAAAUCCAAAGAGGACAAGGAAUCUAAGAAGGACAAAAAAAACAAGGAAUCUAAGAAGGACAAAAAGGACAAGGAAUCUAAAAAGGACAAAAAAGACAAGGAAUCUAAGAAGGACAAAAAAGACAAGGAGUCCAAAGAAGAUAAGGAACCCAAAAAAGAAUCCCAAGAGCCAAAAAAAUCUGACAAAAUCACAGACUUGAGCUCGGUUCUGUCGGCAAAUCUUGCAAUUCCCAACAGACCGGACUGGUACAAUACUCCAGUUGAACCCAUCAGAGAGUCAGAAAAACUCGACCGUUUUGGUAGAGAAAGAGCCCUUGACCGUGCAAAAGCCGCCAUUGAAAAAGACGCUCAAACAUACCUUGCUGAAUUUGCAUCGAGAGAUUCGCAGAGAAAGUUUUUGGCACAAAUCUUGUCGGACGGUACUCUUAACGAUAAAGUUUCCGCUCUCACGUUGUUGGUUCAGGAAUCUCCCAUGCAUAAUAUGAAGGCUAUGGAUACUUUGGUUUCUUAUUGUGGUAAAAAAUCAAGAAAUGCUGCACUUCAGUCGAUCAAUGCACUCAAAGAUUUGCUUCUCAAUGGUCUUCUUCCAGAUAGAAAACUUGUUUCCUUUGCCAAGCAGCCUCUUCGCAGAGAUUGUUCAGAUGUCCAGCUUGCGGUGUGGUACUACGAAGACUACUUGAAAACCCAAUAUUUCCAGUUCAUUACUAUUCUCGAGCAUCUUUCGCAUGAUCCCAUUGUCCAUGUUCGCAUGAAUGUCAUCAGCCAUAUCUUUGAUCUACUCAAAGCCAAGCCGGAGCAAGAAGCCAAUCUUUUGAGGUUGGGAGUGAACAAAUUGGGAGAUACCGACAACAAGGUUUCUGCCAAGACUUCAUACCAGAUUCUUCAGCUCGAACAGGCCCAUCCAGCAAUGAAGAAAAUCAUUACCGAUGCUGUGAUCGACUUGAUGCUUCGUCCCAAUGUCGAGUACCAUGCGAUUUACUAUUCAAUCUUGACCCUUAACCAAACGAUUCUCACAAGAAAGGAAAUUGACCUUGCAAACUCUCUCGUGAAAACAUACUUUACCUUGUUCGAGAAAAUCCUCAAGCUGUCUGAUGAGUUUAAUGGAGAGAAAAAAGAAGACAAGUUUAUUGGCAAGUCCGAGAAGGGCCGCAAAAACCCUAGAAAGAACUUUAAAAAGGGAAAGAAAGGUGGAAAGUCGGUGAAACCCAACGAGAAAUCCGAAGCAGAAGUUGUUGAAGAAAAAAAUACUAGACUCUUCUCGGCACUCUUGACGGGAUUGAAUAGAGCAUUCCCGUUCUCGGAGCUUCCUUCUUCCGUCUAUGAGUUGCACUUGGAUACUUUAUUCAAAAUCACUCACUCCACAAACUUCAACACCUCGGUUCAGGCCUUGAUGUUGAUCCACCAUAUCAUCACCAGUCAAAAGUUGGACCUGAGUCGUUUCUACAGAACUUUAUACGAAUCUUUGUUAGACCCUCGUCUAGCGCUGUCUUCUAAGCAAGGAAUCUACUUGAAUCUUUUGUUCAAAGCACUCAAAGAUGACAGUGAUAAAGCAAGAGUAAUGGCAUUUGCAAAAAGAAUGCUCCAAAUCAGUGCUCAUUGGAUAAAUGUGGGAGCCAUAGCAGGAAUGAUCUUUUUGUUAUCUCAGUUGUCCAAGACUCUGCCAGAAAUUAGAGACUUGACUAUCGACCCAGCAUCUAGACCUGAUCCUGAAAACGAGCUGAAUGAGCUGAAGGAAGAAUAUGAUGGUAAGAAGCGAGAUCCAAAAUAUGCCAAUGCCCAGAAUUCGUCGUUAUGGGAAAUAGGCAACUUUGUCUCCCAUUAUCAUCCUACAGUUUCUGUCUACGCUUCUUCUUUACUAAGUGGAGAAGAACAACCCAAACCCGACUUGGGUCUCUAUACUUUGGCGCAUUUCUUGGACAGAUUCGUUUACAAAAAUGCCAAAGAGAAAGCCACAUCCAGAGGAAGUUCCAUCAUGCAGCCACUUGGAGGAGCACAAACUGGCUCGUUGCUUGUUAAGGCUUCCAACUUGUCGGGAGGUACUCUUCCAGCCAACACCGAGAACUGGCUUUCCAAAAAAGUUGAAGAUAUUCGUCCCGAUGAAAAGUUCUUUUUCGAGUACUUUACGAGCAAACAGAACAAAUUGAGGGAGAAAGCCGAGACCAAGAAGGCAGAUUUCGAUGAAGACGACGAGAACGAUGACGAAAUUUGGCAGGCAUUGGUCAAUUCGAGACCUGAAGUCGAAGAGGGUUCUGACGAUGGUCUCUCGUUUGACGAGGCAGACUUCCUGGACUACGACGGCAGCGACCUCGGCAGCGAUGCCGAGGUUGAUGAAGAAAAUGAAGAGAUUGAGGAAAAUGAAGAAAUUGAAGAAAUUGAAGACGAAGAAGGAUCCAAGUCUGAUUUAGACGGUCCCGACAUGUUUGGGCUCAAUUUGGAAGACGAGCUCUCCGACGAUGAACCAGCACCUGUACCUAAGAAACGGAGCCGGGAAGAGUCUGGAGAGAAGAAGACCAAAAAGACCAAAUUGAGCAGCUUGCCAGUGUUUGCAUCGGUGGACGAUUACUCGCAGUACUUGGAUUCAGAAGACGACGAAUAG
Meyerozyma guilliermondii ATCC 6260 is the source of this 3177-nucleotide messenger RNA. It is a transcript of the gene MAK21, whose product is annotated as RNA-binding ribosome biosynthesis protein. Gene Ontology annotation, cellular component: nucleus. The coding region runs from base 1 to 3177 and encodes 1058 amino acids. The transcript has a single exon. NCBI's taxonomy places the organism in Eukaryota, Fungi, Ascomycota, Pichiomycetes, Serinales, Debaryomycetaceae. The record is from RefSeq and is a predicted model, not a curated record.